Molecule: messenger RNA, 3988 nt
Organism: Porites lobata
Lineage: Eukaryota; Metazoa; Cnidaria; Anthozoa; Scleractinia; Poritidae
Source: the annotation of a GenBank genome assembly
AUGUGGAGCAUAAAAGGACUCGCUAUACUGCUUACAUAUCACACUCUGAAGACAAUAAAUGCUCCUGGAGAAUUCAGCCCCGAGGAGAGAUCCCAAAGGGGAGUAGCGCUGCUGAACCACACAUACAGCAAGUUAUACUCCCAUAACUAUCCAGGCUGCCUCAUGGCAUGCAUGGAAGACCCACGUUGCAUGAGUCUAAAUUACUGGUGGUACACGAGUCAAUGCGAUCUGAACAGCAAGACCAAGCAUUCAGCAGAGUCAAAGUUCUUAUGCCGAGAUACUUCAUCCACGUACAUGGGACUGAUGAGAGAACCAGGUAUGGUGAGUAUGCUAAGCACACCGGGCCUGCACACGAAUUGUGGUAGACUCGCCCGAAAGUUGAUUUUCCCGAUGGCGUUUCGCCCGGUAAAGUCGAUUCGCCCGAUGAUUAACAAGUUUCUACACCACGGUGAACAUAUAGGAGAUUUUUCGUUAUAGAUAAGCAUGUACUGUCAAUUUGUUUCCACCCCUUAUUCCUUUAAAGAACGACAAAAACACAUCAACGAGGUCGCGACGAACUGGCGUCGGUCGAAUCGACCUUCGGGCAAAACGACCUGCUACCCUCACUGUAAUUUUCAGGGAGUUAUAAUAACUCCUCUAGUGGGGCUAAUUUAACUCCUUACAGUGGAGUUAUUUUUCGUGGAGUUAUUUUAACUCCAAAAAGGAGUUUAAAGAACUCUUUUUCAGGAGUAAAAGUGACCACAGAUUUUGAGGAGUUAAAAUAACCCCAAAAAAGGAGUUAUCCUGUACCUAAAAUUUUUACUCCACUUUCAGAGUUAAAUUAACUCCAAAAAGAGUGAAAACAACCCCUGUAAGGAGUACAAGUAACCCCAUUUCGGAGUAAUUUUAACUCCAAGACUGGGAGUAAAAAGAACUCUUUUUCAGGAGUAAAAAUGACCCCAAAUUCGGAGUUAAAUUAGGAGUUAAAAUAACCCCAAAAAAGGGGUUAUCCUGUACCUAAAAUUUUUACUCCAUUUUUGGAGUUAUAAUAACUCCCUAAAAAUUACGGUGCUGCAUACGUGAAAGUACAUUGGUUUAUUCUUUUAUUUGAAGGAGCUGGCUGGGUAAAACAACAGACAAACAAAAGUUACCACACAUCACUUGUAGUGUUAGCAAGACAGAGAACUGAUAUAUACUUCUUUUAAUUAAUGCUUACUUUUCAUUCACCUUUGAUUACGCUGGAUAAUAGGACGAGAUCGGUCUUUUGUUAAUUAUCUGUGCAGGUACUUCAAGAACCUCACCGCGCAUAAUGCGUGGACAUCAUUUAUUAUUCAGAAACAGCAAGGUGGCAAAUUUUAAUUUGAGUUAAGAAAAGCUUAAUAUAUAACAGGCCCAAAUUGGUCAAGUAGCGCCGAUGAAACUUACUUUCCUGCUUUCGCGCGGCUGUUUUAAGAAGGAUUUUGUUCCUGCAACUUAAGUCUCAAACGAAGAGAAAGAUUAAAGUCCAGUAAGGAGUAUCGCUUUUUUAAUUGAAAGUAAAUCAAAAACGAAUGAAUGAAGAAAAAAUAGGUCUCUCGAACAACAAAUUGAUGACAAGCAGUCCUUGAAGCAAAAGCCUUUUUUUUUUCUUUAUCUACGAUAAGGAAAAAGCACGAUCUCUACCGUGGAUCCUGUCUAAUGAAAAAAAUUGGGUUUGUUUGCCACAAGCAUAGAUUUUUGUAGACAAAAGAAAAAUGAAAUUAAUUUUCUUCAGAACAUUUAAAGGAUUGAACGUAGUCGUAUAUCCUUGCAAUGACACUAGAAUACGCUAGAUAUCAACGAAUCACAGAGGUCAUAUAUUGCACUUUAGGUGAAGUAAACUAACUGAACAAUCGUCAUAUUCACACUUGCCCAGGCUAACUAGGAUAGUAAUUCGCACAAACUUCUUAUGCUCUGGGUUGAAAAGCAAAUAGAAAGAGAACACUCUACACAAGACGGCAGGUCAGCUCAAAUCUGUGCAUUACUUAUACAAGAAAAAUAACGUGGGAUUGUACAAUUAACUCAAACUUACUACAGGCUUCUUAUAAAUGAUUGUGAGGCUGAAUCCACAUGCAAAUAUAGCAUUGCAUCUUGAAUUAAACUAAAUAUUUUAGAGCUGAUUCAUAAGCUACAAUUUAUAAAUUAAAAUCGAAAGGGUUGAUCCAUUUUAUUGUUCUUGAUGUUAAUAAUCCCUUUGCAGUAAGAAAGUGACUUCAAGGCACAAUUUGCAAUUCCAUAUUCUGCAUUUCAGGAAUAAAAAGGCCUAUGUACCGUUCCUGCAGACAUGUGCAUACGUCACAAGGUGACGGAGAAUACUCUAUUGAUCCAACGAUGUCAGGCAAUCCAUUCACGGUUUACUGUGAUAUGACUACGGAUGGAGGUAAUUUAAAAAGAUUGAACCGUGACUACUUUCACGUUAUAAAGUAGCAGGUGUUUUUUUCGGCUCUUUUUUUUUAACUUUCAAAAUCUGGACUUUCGUGCUUUGCUCAUAGCAAUGACACACAGCUCCAGUUGCAGAGCUUUACUAGCGUAACGUAAAGCCAAUAUUUUAUACAAGAUGAACCGCCCCUUUUUCAUCUGCUUUACUCGUAAAAACUGCAAAACAGCUUCCAAAACAAUAAUACCUUCCAAGCCAACUGAUUAUUAUUCAAUUAAUUAAAAGCACUUCGACUAGAAUAUGAAAUAACGACUAUGCCGUUCUCCUUGUUCCUUUUUCCAACUCUUCAUAUCAUACCAGAGAAAAAAAAUUACUGAAUGCAAACGAGAUUAAAACGAGAAUAAUACAAAAAAAAUCUAAACGAGGAGUCGUGUUUUUUACUCGUUCAUGGCUCGUGGCUAAAAGAUGCUGUCAGAAAUGACCAGUAUUUGCACUUAUUUCGUUCUUUGUUGUCGCACAUACAUUAAUUUUUCCGUCGUUUUAUAAACUCGUCAUUUUGCUCGCGGACUUACUUAUUGUUCUCUUUAGAGCGACGGUCCCCUAAGUAAACAGCCGGUAAUCAAAGUACCGACUGUAGGAAAAAAUUGUAAUUUCAACCUCUAUUAAGCGGCCAGCCUCUAUCAAGCGGCUGCAACCACCUUUUGGCCAUCACAACAAGGGUUAUCCUAUUGCUGUCACCUUUAUUAAGCGGCCACCAAUUCAAGAAGAAUUAGUUUGGCUUUACUAUUUAAAAAUAUGAUAGAGGAAAAUGCAGUCUGAGAUGGAAGCUAGGUGUAGACUGAUUGUUGACCAGCCAAGAAUGCCACUUCCGUCGCGUGUUUGUUUAAAAUUCGUUAAAAGAGGUUUUCUGCUAACAAUUAUACUAAUUUAUGAGGAACUUCCAUAAGGCUGCCGGGCACUUGCCGGUACCUCGAAGGUAGCCGCUUAAGGGAGGUUUAACUGUAUUGUCUCCUUAACUGUUGUAUACUGUAUGCUUUAGGUGGUUGGACUGCCAUUCAAAUGGUCUCAUUUACACAAUCCAAGCUCCACUUUGAAACCGAGAUCCUAACAGCUCAAUCUUACACUGAUCUUUCCCGCUUUUCUGAUCACCGCCAAAAAGUUUUACCCAGUGUCCUUCUGAAGCUGCGAAAGGACAUGGGUUUUAAACAGAUUAGAUUUCACUGCCACAAGAAGAAAGCUGGGACAGUUUUUCACAUCAUGACCAAUAUCAAUCAGCUGGGCGAGGCUGUUGUGAGGUAUUUCACUUUUGCCAGCCCCUUAACGCCACGACCCGAGGCUUGUGGCUCGUAUUCAGUCCUUCCGGAUGAUAACUCUACUCUCUCUGAAGACUGCAGCAAUUGGAGUGGAACCCGUGCUCAAGUCGAUGGCAAAUGGGGCGUUCAAGGUGCUUCUGACGACGAUUUUCCGAUUUUGGAAGCAAUAAACCGAUAUGGUGAAAAAAAGAAGGAUGAUCAUUUGUUUUAUGCAAAACCCCAAAGACGACAGUGUGAUGAUGGUGAUAUUGAUGAGAGUUCGCUUUCUCCAGGAGAUUUUUGGUCCAUAUUUGUUCGUUGA